AUAAAUCUUUUUUCAGUCUCUCUUAAUUUGGUGGGUUUUAUUUUUUGCAGAAAGAGACAAUCCACCAGUUGUUGUGGCUCCUUCAAGAGAGAGAGAGAGAGAGAGAUGGUGAAUUGUACGCGGAUGGGAUCUAGCUGUGCUCAUACUUGCAACUGCCACUACUAUUACUUCACCUCCUGUUUUUGAUUGAUUGAAACCCACAUUCCGUUUCUCGCUGAUUGUUCAGGUACCUAUCAUAUUCUCUCAAUAUAUUCACCUUCACUUCCAUUUCAUCCUUGCGCUUUUGGGCUUCACUGCAUCUCCUUCUCAUCCUACUAUUCAACUCUCAGCGCUUGCUAGAUCUUGGCAUUUUCUCCGCAAUUUCUUACUUUGUUGGUGCAGAUCAUUGCCGUAUCUUUAGUUUGUCACAUUUCCUGAAUGUUUGCCUGUCUAAUAGGCAGUCUAUUGCAGUGAGACACAGGAUCAUUUCAGUGUUAGUUCAUUGCUUGGUUUCUUUCGAGUUUGUUUAAAAAGCUCGAUGGGUUCCAGAUACCCAUCUCAUCAACUCAGCAAUGGCCUUUUCGUGUCGGGCCGACCAGAACAGCCCAAAGAAAGAACUCCAACAAUGACGUCAACAGCUAUGCCUUAUACUGGUGGUGAUAUUAAGAAGUCAGGAGAAUUAGGAAAAAUGUUUGAUAUCCCUAUGGAUGGUUCUAAGUCUAGAAAAUCUGGGCCAAUACCUAAUGCUCCAUCAAGAAGUGGAUCAUUUGCUGGGGCUUCUUCACAUUCAGGGUCCUUGAUGACCAACCCUGCUCCUCGUGCUGGGUACAAUGUGUCUGGUCCUUUAUCCUCUGGAGGCAUGCCUGGUUCAGCUUCACUAAAGAAGUCAAGUUCUGGACCUUUGAAUAAACAUGGGGAUCCUGUAAAGAAGUCCUCUGGCCCUCAAUCUGGUGGAGUAAUGCGACAAAAUUCUGGGCCUAUUCCACCUGUUCUGCCUGCAACUGGUCUCAUAACAUCAGGACCCUUAAAUUCUUCUGGGGUUCCUAGAAAGGUAUCAGGUCCUCUGGAAUCUAUGGGAUCAGGGAAAAUUAGCAGCUUCUCCAGUGCUCACAACCUAGCAGUGACUACUCUUAGUCAAGAUGAUGACUAUUCUUUCAGGAGGAACUUUCCAAAGACAGUAUUAUGGUUGGUGAUUCUGAUAUUUGUAAUGGGAUUCCUUGCCGGUGGUUUUAUUCUUGGAGCAGUCCACAAUGCCAUUCUCCUUAUUGUUGUUGUGGUCAUCUUUGGAGCAGUUGCUGCACUAGUUGUUUGGAAUGUUUGUUGGGGAAGAAAGGCCAUCAUAGAUUUCAUUACUCAUUAUCCCGAUGCCGAUCUUAGAACUGCAAAGAAUGGGCAAUAUGUGAAAGUGACUGGGGUGGUUACCUGUGGUAAUGUACCUCUGGAGUCAUCAUUCCAAAGAGUUCCCAGAUGUGUCUAUAAAUCAACAAGAUUGUUUGAGUAUCGUGGAUGGGGUUCAAAACCAGCCAAUCCUAACCAUCGUCACUUUACAUGGGGUCUAAGAUCAUCAGAGAGGCAUGUAAGCGACUUCUACAUCUCUGAUUUCCAAUCAGGGCUGAGGGCAUUGGUUAAGACUGGCAGUGGCACAAGGGUAACUCCUUUUGUUGAUGAUUCCUAUGUUAUUGAAAUUAACCCAGAGAAGAAAGACUUGUCUCCAGAGUUUGCCAGGUGGUUGGGGCAUAAAAAGCUUUCAGGUGAUGAUCGAAUAAUGCAAUUGAAAGAAGGGUACAUCAAAGAAGGCAGCACGGUCAGCGUGAUGGGAAUUGUUCAGCGAAAUGAAAACGUACUCAUGAUUGUUCCACCACCUGAGCCAUUGGCAACGGGAUGGCAGUGGUCCAAGUGCACAUUUCCAGCUAGCCUUGAUGGUAUUGUUUUGAGAUGUGAAGAUACAUCAAAUUUUGAUGUCAUCCCUGUGUAGUCAACAAUAUCUAAGAUGAAAAACUUCUUCCCGUGUUGCAAGUCCGAUAUAAUUUUCCUGGGGGCAGAUAUUGUAGUGUUAAGUACUGAUGAUGAUUGAAAAUGAGAUGAGGUUUUAUGUUUUUUACAUUUUUUGCCUUGAAGUUGGUGUAUAGUUCAUGAGAUUUGUUUAUCCAAUUUUAGAGAGACAACUUCCAUAAUAGGUGGAUGAGCAGCAGCCAGCAAGCGGUUGUGAAGAGGGGAACUUGUGUUAUUGAGUAGCUUUGAUUUUUAGUUGCUACUUGCUAUUGCUACUAGAUUGUUGUGUUUGUGUCCCUUGAUUUAUGUGUACGACAUUUUUUUUAUGUUGAAAAUAAUUAUAUGUUUACGACAUUAAUCUUUCUUA
Molecule: messenger RNA, 2338 nt
Organism: Manihot esculenta (cassava)
Lineage: Eukaryota; Viridiplantae; Streptophyta; Magnoliopsida; Malpighiales; Euphorbiaceae
Exons: 6
Coding region: 518-1954 (478 amino acids)
Source: RefSeq, a predicted model, not a curated record